Messenger RNA from Hyposmocoma kahamanoa, 1002 nucleotides. RefSeq lists its product as uncharacterized. Lineage: Eukaryota; Metazoa; Arthropoda; Insecta; Lepidoptera; Cosmopterigidae. The record is from RefSeq and is a predicted model, not a curated record. The transcript has 2 exons. The coding region runs from base 1 to 1002 and encodes 333 amino acids.
AUGGAAGAGAUAAGAAUUAUCCCAAACGAAAUUCUUAAAUUAAUCCCUCAAUUCAGUGGUGAUAGACGACAACUUAGUUUGUUUAUACGUAGAUGUGAGUAUGUAAUACAUCGUUUUCGUGGUGGUGAUAGUCAGAAUGAAUAUGUACUGCAUGCACUAACUAGCCGCCUAACCAACGAUGCAUCCGCGCUUAUCAGCGAGCGUGAUGACCUCCACACGUGGCUCGGAAUCAAGGACUUACUGAUUCAACAUUUUGGAGAUCCGCGCUCGGAAGAGUGCAUUGCUAUAGAAUUAGAAACUUUGAAAAUACGUCAUGGUGAAGGUUACGGUGAUUUUUGUAAAAGGAUUCAAUCUGUACGUUCAAAUUUAAUUGCAAAAGUUAAUUUAAUUACCGACGAUGAUUUGAAACGUAGUAAAUUAAUAAUUUAUAAUGAUAUGGCAUUGAAAGUUUUUCUGUUUAACCUCUCAGAGAAAAUGGUGCGUAAUGUACGCUUACAUAGUCCCGAUACACUUGAAGAUGCUCUUAAGAUUGUUUUGGAGGAAGUUGAUUUCUUAGAACAAUAUCAGUUGAAAAAUAAAAUGACUUCAUCCACGAAUCCGAGGAUAACAACACCGCAUCACGGGUAUAGACCUCAGUUAAGGGCUACGCAAACACCAAUGCGGCCUCAAGAUUUUGGUAGACAACAAAAUCGACCAAAUAAUGCUAAUAACUCAGGCGACGUGUCCAUGCGUACGGCGCCACCGCAACGUUAUCAGCAACAGCAAGGGUUCCGCCUAAAUGAACUUGAGUUAAAUAAUAAUGAACUGUAUUUUGAUGAUAAUUAUGUAGAGUCUUAUCCAGAAGGCCCCUGUGUGGAGGAUACUUAUUCCGAAGAGACGCCUCUUGCAUUACCUGAAACACCUUAUAACAAUACCGAAAAUCCCAUAUCAAUAGAUUUUGAUAAUAACGCUGAAAAACCUCAAAAUUUUACGCUGGCUCCUGUCAAAAACGAUUACAGGUAA